Molecule: messenger RNA, 3963 nt
Organism: Mesocestoides corti
Lineage: Eukaryota; Metazoa; Platyhelminthes; Cestoda; Cyclophyllidea; Mesocestoididae
Source: the annotation of a GenBank genome assembly
AUGCGUUUAGUCAUUGUCGUGGUUCUCGUGGGCCUCUUGCUGCAGGCGAACACCGCCUACAGCAGCCAGGCCGGCUGUCCACAGGGCUGCGUGUGCUUCAGCCAGUCUGUCGUCUGUCGUCGUGUCCAGGGGAACACCCUGCCGACACUGCCGUCCUACCUGCCAGAUCCGAACGGCGGAGCUCUGCAGUACUUCGCGCUGACCCUCAGUAAGCUGUCCCGUCUGCCAGCAGGCGCGUUCGUUGGACUGCUGGAUCUCAUGAACAUCGACCUGUCGAACAACGAGCUGGAGAGUGUGGAAGAGGGAGCCUUCCAGGAACUCCCGGCACUGGUGCAGCUGUCGUUGCGGCAGAAUCGCCUCACCCACCUGCCAGACAACCUGUUCGACACUGUGCCUAGUCUGGAGGAGCUGGACCUCUCGUACAACCAACUUACCACAGUGCCCGCAUCCCUGGAACGUCUCAUCGGUCUGAAGACCCUCAUUCUUCGAGGAAAUCCAAUCCACUGUUCUUGUGGGAUAGUUGAUUUUGCCCUAAAACUGCAAUUCUGGGAGGGGUCUGUUGGCCGGACGGUGUGUGCGUCGCCGAACGAAGUGGCGGGCAAAUCAGUGUCGGACCUAGGACGUCAGUACGUCCAGGCGUUUGAGGGCACACGUCAUCUCGGCUACUGGCCCGAUGAAUAUGUCUACCCAGAGGAGGCCAACAGGCGACCGCUGGUUCGAACGAGGACCGCCUGGCCACUCCCACAGUGCCGAGAAGGUGACCUUGGCGGGGAGACGUCAGACACCACCAGACGCCCCCUUGGACCGGAUGUAGCGCCGCGAUUCGUGGAAACCCCUGAACCAGCCAUGAUUCUGGAGAUACGCGAAGUGCAUGGUUACCACGCUGGAACAUACACGUGCAUCGCGAAGAACCGUCUGGGUGAAAUCGGUCACUCCGUGAGUCUGCAAAUUCUUGAUAUCGUGAAACCACAAAUUACCGACGCGCCAUCGGCUCAGACAAUGGCUGGGUACGCGGGCAGUGACGUAGAGCUCGUUUGCACAGCGCGUGGACGUCCGCGACCCACAAUCGACUGGCUCUACACCCACGCGACGUCGGCUAAGCGUCUUUCAACGCAGGGUCGCUAUACCGUGCACAGCGCCAAAAAGCUGUCCACCCACACCAUUCAGGACCUCGUGAGCCGGGAUCCUCUUGCGCAGAAUGACGAAGUCACCCGUGCUGAAGGCGAGGAGGAGUCGGUUACGCUGACCAUCCGCAACGUCUCAGAACACGACACGGAGGGACGCUACACUUGCUAUGCUGCGAACCGCGCUGGUUCAACACGCGUUACGUCUGUCGUGAGCUUGAAAAAGGCGCGAGACGAGGAAAAAACGUCAAAUUGGAUGGAGGAUGGACGUGCAGUGGGCAUGACAACGGACUCUUCAUCGAUCGAGGCGGAAAGCAGCGAGGGUGAGUCAGACGAGGAUCUGGUGAAGCGGGUGAUCGAAAAGGCCCGACGCCGGAUCGACGCAGCAAUUCAGAAGACCGCAGACAACCUCAGAGACCCCUCAAACCGCAGAACAGCUUCCGACAUCGCCUCGCUAUUCCGUCAACCGAGUAAGGCCGCGAUCGAGUUGGCGAGAGCUGCGGAAGUCUACGAGGCAGCGAUAGAUGAAGUGACGCAGAUUCUCCAACGACAGAGGAACAAGUCUUUGGGAAAAGACGAAGAGGGCGCCUACAAAGGCGACGAGGAUUUUGACGAACACAAAAGACUAGCGAUGGGGGUUCAACUGACUACCGAGCAGCUAGCCAUCAUUGCGCAACUUUCAGGCUGUGCUCAACCGCAACGCGUCGAACCGUGCGACCGUCAGCUGUGUUUCCACAUGCGCUACCGGUCUAUCGACGGAAGCUGCAACAAUCUCAAGUUUCCCAAAUGGGGCUCUGCAUUAUCGCCGUUCUAUCGACUGCUGCCCCCGGUCUACGAGAAUGGUGUAAACCAGCCAGUUGGCUGGAACCCUGAGAGACUUUAUUUCGGCUACCCAAAACCCUCAGCUCGUCUUGUUUCAUACAGGCUACUGGGAGACGCGACAAAGCUUCAGGUUCAUACACGAAAACUUCAGACCUUCAACGAACGCAUAAAGAUGUCUCUUAAGUUUAACAAUCGCACUUAUGGCACUUCUAAUCCAUUUGACGUCCCUCGCAUUGGUGAAGAAGAAAAAGAAGACUUUUUCGACGAAGAUGACACUUCCUCGGGCAUGCUGAUGCAGUGGGGCCAGUUUUUGGAUCACGACCUCGAUUUCACGCCCGUGGAUGCCUCCACCAGUCGCUUCAGUGAUGGUCUUGGUUGCAACGAGACCUGCAUCAACGAUCCCCCCUGUUUCCCCAUCAUUACUCCGCCUGGCGACCCACGAAUCCGCCAGCGAUGCAUCGGGUUUGCGAGGAGUUCGGCCACGUGUGGAUCAGGCUCGACUUCGAUCCUUCUGGGCAAACCACAGCAUCGCGAGCAGCUGAAUCAAAUCACCGCCUUCAUCGACGCCUCUAACGUCUAUGGCAGUGAGGAGUUCGAGAACUCGCAGCUGAGAAACACGCUUUACGACGAAGGUCAGUUGAGAGGGGGCAUGCCAACGCCAUCUGGCAAAAAACUACUGCCAUUCAAUAUUCGCGGACAGGUGGACUGCCAAGCCGAUCCCCAGCAAGAUUUCGUGCCCUGUUUCAAAGCCGGUGAUCACAGAAGCAACGAGAAUCUAGGCUUACUCAGCAUGCACACAAUUUGGAUGCGAGAACACAAUCGAAUUGCGGAUGAGUUGCGUUCAUUGAAUCCUCAUUGGUCGGGUGACAGAAUCUACCACGAGGCCCGCAAGAUUGUCGGGGCUCUGAUGCAGUCGAUCACUUACCGCGUCUGGCUUCCAAAGGUCCUGGGUCCACGGGGUAUGGAGAUGAUGGGAGGUGAUACCUACACCGGCUACGACAGCUCCGUCAACCCGACCAUCAGCAACGAGUUUGCCACCGCGGCUUUCAGGUUCGGACAUACUCUAGUUCCACCGAUUUCCUUCCGACUUAACGAAAACUGGGAAGCGAUUCCCGAGGGCCAUCUUCUGCUUCACAAGGCCUUCUUCGCUCCCGAUCGGAUGCUCACAGACGGUGGAAUGGACCCCAUUCUGCGGGGUCUCCUGUUUCAUGGCGUUCGAGAUAUUGUUCGCAGACCUUCGCUCAACCCAGAGCUCACUGAAAGACUCUUCGCCAUGGCGCACCAAUUAGCUCUCGAUCUGGCGUCCUUGAAUGUCCAGCGUGGUCGAGAUCACGGCUUGCAGCACUACACUGCGUACGCCUACAAGGUCUGUGGUCUUGGAAGCUCCGCUGCUCCGGACUCCUUCGACGAUCUCGCCGACAGAAUCCGCGACCCCGCCAUCCGGGAAGAAUUACGCGCCGUCUACGGUCACCCGGGAAACAUCGAUCUCUUCGUCGGUGGCGUAUUGGAAGACGUCAUGCCAGGAGCGCGCAUGGGUCCAACGUUCGCCUGCAUCAUCGCUGACCAGUUCAAGAGAUUGCGAUCCGGGGAUCGACUCUGGUACGAGUCGCCUGGACUCUUCACAGUCGCCCAACUAGCUGAAAUUCGCGAGGCUGGUAGUUUGUUGUCUCGCGUGGUUUGCGAAAACGGCGACAACAUCACUGAGGUGCCGUUAGACGCGUUUUUAAGACCGAAAAGUCGGAAAGACCUGGUUCCGUGUUCUCAAGUGCCGAAGUUGAACCUGGCUCUUUGGAAAGAGUGUCCAUCGCCAAGUGGCACACCCUUCGGCUCCUACAGUGACAUCGGCCAGUACUUCGACGAGCCACUAAGCAGACGUCGUCGUAGCGCGCCAGUGGAAGGCACCUGUGACGCUUCAGUCCCAGAAAUGUCGCAAAUUAUGGAAGAGAUGGAACAAGAGGUCGACGCUCGCAUCAAACUGCGCGAACAUCAACUUGAACGCGCUAAACGAGGACUGUAG